Molecule: messenger RNA, 1806 nt
Organism: Anastrepha ludens (Mexican fruit fly)
Lineage: Eukaryota; Metazoa; Arthropoda; Insecta; Diptera; Tephritidae
Exons: 1
Coding region: 877-1557 (226 amino acids)
Biological process (GO): iron ion transport
Cellular component (GO): plasma membrane
Molecular function (GO): copper ion binding; oxidoreductase activity
Source: RefSeq, a predicted model, not a curated record
UUGAAAGGCCACGGAUGGAUGGGACUGAUGAUGUGGUAGCAAAGGUGCCUACGUAGAAACUGCAUCCGAAAUGAUAAAACGAGCGUCGUGAAGCGUGCGUGGGGGCGUGCCAGUAUACUUCUAUUGUUGUUUGUUGUAAAUAGCACAUUUCCGCCGGAUCAGCUGCAAGAGUCCAUACAUACUUACAUGCAUACUUACAUACAUAAAUACUUAUAUUUGUUUCAUAUGCUUACUUGUUAAUUUAUUUGUGUACUUAGUCAAAUCGCUGCAAUGUACUGCUAAUUCAUAUCAUUUUUAUUUUAUUUUAUUGUAUUCAAAAUUCAAAGUGUUUAUACUUUUUUGGAGUUUUAGCGUAAUAACUCGUUCACUCUCUCACCCACUCAGUCACACUUUGUAUUAUUGUAUUUGUAGAUAUAAAUAUGUAUUUUUGUAAUGAAAUACUUUUGCUACUCACUCUGUAUUUGUGUAUAUUUCAUGUAAGAUAUUUGUACUUGUAUUUGUAUUUGUAUUACCUAGAUUCACUGUAAUUGACUUUUCUAUAGUGAUACUUGUAAUUAAUUACUAAAUUAUUUUAAUUCUUUAUUUAAAAUAUAUAAAAAUUGAAAAUUUUCGCAUACUAACUUACAAAAAAAAACCAAAAAAAAAGAGCAAAACGCAGGGCCAACAUAUCCGGUAAGUUGAAGCUUCUUCUCCACAUGCCUACAUAAAACAAUUACAUACAUGAUAAAUAUAAUCCCAUAUUAGCAUGCGUCCAUGUAUGAUUUAGAAAAAUUAAUUACAAAAGCAAAAACACAACUUAAUAAAAAAGAAUAUCACGAAAAUUACCAUCCAUUCCUGUACAAGAUUUCAAAUACUCGUGCCAAAGAAAAUAAAUAAAUGAAUACCUACAACUCCAUCCACUCUCUACCCCGGCACGCCUUUAGCCAUAAUUUUACUAAUCGCCUACUAUAUACUAUCCGCUUUACAGUUGCUUCGGAUGCCGAUCACUUGGUCUCGCUGAUCGAUGAGGUCUCUUAUGUGCCAGCGCCAUCCGCAAUACUCUCCCAAUAUGAUGAAAUACCACCAGAGUUGUUUUGCAACAGCGACAAUCGUCCUGCCAAAUGCGGUGAGAAUUGUCAGUGUGUACACAAAGUGGACAUACCACUGGGGGCUGUCGUCGAAAUAGUGCUGGUCGAUGAGGUGCAACAGAUAAAUAUCAGUCAUCCAUUUCAUUUGCAUGGCAUGCCGUUUGUGGUGCUGGGUAUGGGUCGUUCGCCAGACAUGCAGCUACAACGUAUGAAUCUGCAGCAUGCACUAGACUUGGACAGACGUGGCCUGCUGGAACGCCGUUUUCUCAAGCCAGCGCUGAAGGAUACUGUGGCUGUACCAAAUAAUGGCUAUACAGUGUUGCGAUUUCGUGCCGAUAAUCCCGGUGUUUGGUUGUUCCAUUGUCAUUUUCAAUUUCACAUCGUCAUAGGCAUGAAUAUGGUUUUCCAAGUUGGCACACCACAGGAUUGGCCACCAGUUCCGCACGGUUUCCCACGCUGUGGUCAUCAUAUGCCACCAAUUUCGUUAUGAAUAUGAAUUUGCGGCAUUGUCUAGUUAAUUUUCAAGUGCUCUAUCAGAAAUUGUAUGGUCCUUGUUUUAAUUCAUUUUCAUUUAGUUCUAUUUCUGUCGGAUUUCCAAGUAUUUUUUAUUUAGUUACUAAGCAAAUAAAAAUGUAUUUGGGUUGGAAAUUGUUUUGUUUUGUAUUACUACUGAAUGUAAUGUGUGGUACAAAGAUUGUGGCAACUGGAAAUGUAUAAUUUUGUAAGAAUAACACCUAUA